Centruroides sculpturatus (bark scorpion) is the source of this 1642-nucleotide messenger RNA. RefSeq names its product trihelix transcription factor GTL1-like. The record is from RefSeq and is a predicted model, not a curated record. Bases 1 to 744 code for a protein of 247 amino acids. The transcript has 3 exons. Lineage: Eukaryota; Metazoa; Arthropoda; Arachnida; Scorpiones; Buthidae.
AUGGCGGACACACUGUAUCGUUGUGGAGAAUGCGGCCGAGAUUUUAAAACUUUGGAGGAAAUAAAAUUUGCUCCACAAAGCGAACAGAAUGUACAAAAAACAAUUUCGUACCUAAAUUCGACUUUAACAGAUGGGGCAGACGGACAGCAUGGUCGAUGGCCAACAAAUGCUGUAAAAUUACUGAUUUCAUUGUAUAAAGAGCACGAAAAUAAAUUUUCCGAUAUUUGUUGGCCAAGCAAGAAGGUGUGGAGUUUAAUUUCCAAAACAUUGCAAGAAAAUAAUUACCUUGUCACAGGUAGUCAAUGUGAUGAAAAAUGGAGAAAUUUAAAAAAAAGUUAUAGGAAAAUUAAAGAUGGAAACAAGCAAACUGGCCAAGGAAGAAGGCAGUGGGAAUUUUUUUCCAUGAUGGAUGAGAUUCUUGGACAGCAGCCAUAUAUUAAACCAUCUGCUACAUUUGAGAGUUCCUCUUCAACUUUACAGGUUUUGAGUAUGGUGGAAAACAAUUCAGGAAACAUCGGAAUUGAACCUUCAUCAUCAACUCUCUCUCCUCUUCCCAAACUCCCACAAAAGCAUAAGCGGAAGCCAGAAUGGUUUGAGGACUACAAAAAACUAAAGGAAAAAUCUAGGGAAGAAAGAAGACGACGACAUGCUGAACUAUUAGAAUUAAGGAGGAAACAGCAUGAGGAUAAGAUGGAAUUCCGCAAAGAGCUGUUAGGUGUUUUAAAGAGUUUGGUUGAAAAAUAAUUCUAUUAAAUGUUGUUAAAAUGUUCUCUUUGAAGUAUGCUUUAAACACAAAAAUUUUUUCACCAAUUAGAUGUGAUUCAUUUGAAAGAACAGUGUAUGUAUUAUUCAAGGCAGCCAACAACAACAACGUUUUAUAAUUUUUUUAUUUCAGUUCGUUAAAAAAUGGUUAAAGUAAUGAAUCAGUUUGCAAUAAAAAGUAUUGAAGUUUAUUGUUAUUUUGGUAUCUAUUUAGAAAGCAUGAUGCUUUCUAAAUAGAUAACAAAAUAACAAUAAACACUAAUACUGUAUAUUGUAAACUGAUUUCACAUUUGCGUUAAAAAGUUUCUUUUGUCCUAUGCUUGAGCACACGUACUAAUUAAAUCUUGUAUGGAUUCACUAGAGUUGUCAUUAUUUGCAUUUAGAGUUUCAUCCUCUAAACUGCUAUCAUACAUUUGACAAAUAUUAUGCAAAACACAGCAGGCCAUAAAUAUUGGAAUGAGAUAAGGAUUUCCCAUAUCCACAUAUCUCAAAUGUCCUUUUAAUAAGCCAAAGGCACGUUCCACUACGUUUUGUGUUUUAGUGAGUUUCAGAUUAAAAUUAAUCUCCUGUUGAUUUAAAUGUCCAUUGUCUCAAAAUGGCAUUAUUAAUUGUUCUUGCAGUGUAUAUGCAGAGUAACCUAAAAGGUAUAUUCUGAUGGAAAAAGAGCACUCAAAUUUCUCCCCAAUCUAGAGCAUUGAAACACAUGAGCAUCAUGCACACUUCCAACUUCUGCAUAGCAGUCUAUAAACAUGCAUCUAAUGAUAUAGUUAAGUCAAUGAAAUUAAUUUUAAAAUUUAAAUUGAAACCGAAACAAAAGGAAUGAUUUACAAACCUAGAAUCCACUACAGCUUGGAGUAACACUGAAUGGAAACCUUUUUGG